This is a messenger RNA of Camelus dromedarius (Arabian camel), 3180 nucleotides long. RefSeq names its product potassium voltage-gated channel subfamily H member 5 (gene KCNH5). Gene Ontology annotation, biological process: potassium ion transmembrane transport; regulation of membrane potential. Gene Ontology annotation, molecular function: voltage-gated potassium channel activity. The transcript has 11 exons. The coding region runs from base 214 to 3180 and encodes 988 amino acids. Lineage: Eukaryota; Metazoa; Chordata; Mammalia; Artiodactyla; Camelidae. The record is from RefSeq and is a predicted model, not a curated record. Gene Ontology annotation, cellular component: plasma membrane.
CGCUUCUACCAUGAACUGCCUGGUCCUCCUCCCCAGAGCUGCUCAUCCGGGUCGGGCUGGAGACACAGUCAGGGGACCCCGUCGCCGCCGCCGCGCCCCCUCUUCUUUCGGCUCGAUCUUCUCUUCCACCUUUUCCUCCUCUUCCUCCACCUUCUCUUCCUGCAUCCCCCCCUCCCCCGCCGCGGAUCCUGGCCGCUGCUUUCCAGACCCAGGAUGCCGGGGGGCAAGAGAGGGCUGGUGGCACCGCAGAACACAUUUUUGGAGAACAUCGUCAGGCGCUCCAGUGAAUCAAGUUUCUUACUGGGAAAUGCCCAGAUUGUGGAUUGGCCUGUAGUUUAUAGUAAUGACGGUUUUUGCAAACUCUCUGGGUAUCAUCGAGCUGACGUCAUGCAGAAAAGCAGCACUUGCAGUUUUAUGUAUGGGGAAUUGACUGACAAGAAAACCAUUGAGAAAGUCAGGCAGACUUUUGACAACUACGAGUCAAACUGCUUUGAAGUUCUUUUGUACAAGAAAAACAGAACCCCUGUUUGGUUUUAUAUGCAAAUUGCACCAAUAAGAAAUGAACAUGAGAAGGUGGUUUUGUUUCUAUGCACUUUCAAGGAUAUUACAUUGUUCAAACAGCCAAUAGAGGAUGAUUCAACAAAAGGUUGGACAAAAUUUGCCCGAUUGACACGGGCUUUGACAAAUAGCCGAAGUGUUUUACAGCAGCUUACGCCAAUGAAUAAAACAGAGGUGGUCCACAAACAUUCAAGAUUAGCUGAAGUUCUUCAGCUGGGAUCAGAUAUCCUUCCUCAGUAUAAGCAAGAAGCGCCAAAGACGCCACCACACAUUAUUUUACACUAUUGUGCUUUUAAAACAACUUGGGAUUGGGUGAUUUUAAUUCUUACCUUCUACACCGCCAUUAUGGUUCCUUACAAUGUUUCCUUCAAAACGAAGCAGAACAACAUAGCCUGGCUGGUGCUGGACAGUGUGGUGGACGUUAUUUUCCUGGUUGACAUUGUUUUAAAUUUUCAUACGACCUUUGUGGGACCUGGUGGAGAGGUCAUUUCUGACCCCAAGUUGAUAAGGAUGAACUAUCUGAAAACUUGGUUUGUGAUUGAUCUGUUGUCUUGUUUACCUUACGACAUCAUCAAUGCCUUUGAAAAUGUAGAUGAGGGUAUCAGCAGUCUCUUCAGUUCUUUAAAAGUGGUGCGUCUCUUGCGACUGGGCCGUGUGGCUAGGAAAUUGGACCAUUACCUAGAGUAUGGAGCAGCGGUCCUUGUGCUGCUGGUUUGUGUGUUUGGACUAGUUGCUCACUGGCUGGCCUGCAUAUGGUACAGCAUUGGGGACUACGAGGUCAUUGAUGAAGUCACCAACACCAUCCAGAUAGACAGUUGGCUCUACCAGCUGGCCUUGAGCAUUGGGACUCCGUAUCGAUACAAUGCCAGUGCAGGGAUAUGGGAAGGAGGACCCAGCAAGGAUUCACUAUACGUGUCCUCUCUCUACUUUACCAUGACAAGCCUUACAACCAUAGGAUUUGGAAAUAUAGCUCCUACUACAGAUGUGGAGAAGAUGUUUUCGGUGGCCAUGAUGAUGGUUGGCUCUCUCCUUUAUGCAACUAUUUUUGGAAAUGUUACCACAAUUUUCCAGCAAAUGUAUGCCAACACCAACCGGUACCACGAGAUGCUGAAUAAUGUUCGGGACUUCCUGAAACUCUAUCAGGUCCCCAAAGGCCUUAGUGAACGAGUCAUGGAUUAUAUUGUCUCAACAUGGUCCAUGUCAAAAGGCAUUGACACAGAGAAGGUCCUCUCCAUCUGUCCCAAGGACAUGAGAGCUGAUAUCUGUGUUCAUCUAAACCGGAAGGUUUUUAAUGAGCAUCCUGCUUUUCGAUUGGCCAGCGAUGGUUGUCUGCGCGCCUUGGCGGUAGAGUUCCAGACUAUUCACUGUGCUCCCGGGGACCUCAUUUACCACGCUGGGGAAAGUGUGGAUGCCCUCUGCUUUGUGGUGUCGGGAUCCUUGGAAGUCAUCCAGGAUGAUGAGGUGGUGGCUAUUUUAGGGAAAGGGGAUGUAUUCGGAGACAUCUUCUGGAAGGAAACCACCCUUGCUCACGCAUGUGCCAAUGUCCGUGCACUGACAUACUGUGACCUCCACAUCAUCAAGCGAGAAGCCUUGCUUAAAGUCCUGGACUUCUACACAGCUUUUGCAAACUCAUUCUCAAGGAAUCUCACUCUUACCUGCAAUCUAAGGAAACGGAUCAUUUUCCGCAAAAUCAGUGAUGUGAAGAAAGAAGAGGAGGAGCGCCUCAGGCAGAAGAAUGAGGUCACCCUCAGCAUCCCUGUGGACCACCCGGUCAGGAAGCUCUUCCAGAAGUUCAAGCAGCAGAAAGAGCUGCGGAAUCAGGGGUCAACACAGAGUGACCCUGAGCGGAACCAGCUGCAGGUGGAGAGCCGCUCUUUACAGAACGGAGCCUCCAUCACCGGUACCAGUGUGGUCACCGUGUCACAGAUCACACCCAUUCAGACAUCUCUGGCCUACGUGAAAACCAGCGAGUCCCUCAAGCAAAACAACCGCGAUGCCAUGGAGCUCAAGCCCAGUGGCGGUGCUGACCCCAAAUGUCUCAAAGUCAACAGCCCCAUAAGAAUGAAGAAUGGAAACGGGAAAGGGUGGCUGCGACUCAAGAAUAACAUGGGAGCCCAUGAGGAGAAAAAAGAAGACUGGAAUAACGUCACCAAAGCUGAGUCAAUGGGGCUGCUGUCCGAGGACCCCAAGGGCAGCGAUUCAGAGAACAGCGUGACCAAAAACCCGCUGAGGAAAACGGACUCUUGUGACAGUGGCAUUACAAAAAGUGACCUUCGUUUGGAUAAGGCUGGAGAGGCGCGAAGCCCGCUGGAGCACAGCCCCAUCCAGGCUGAUGCCAAGCACCCCUUUUAUCCCAUCCCCGAGCAAGCCUUACAGACCACGCUGCAGGAAGUCAAACACGAACUCAAAGAGGACAUCCAGCUGCUCAGCUGCAGAAUGACUGCCCUGGAGAAGCAGGUGGCAGAAAUUUUAAAAAUACUCUCAGAAAAAAGCAUGCCCCAGACCUCUUCUCCCAAAUCCCAAAUGCCGCUCCAAGUACCUCCCCAAAUACCAUGUCAGGAUAUUUUUAGUGUUUCAAGGCCUGAGUCACCUGAAUCAGACAAAGAUGAAAUUCACUUUUAA